ACACACGAUAGAGUUGUUUCUUUUCCAUCCCCUCCGAUCACAUCCACUUCCCGUCAUGGUAAAUUUCGCAAUGCUUACUUCGUCAUUCUCUCAUCCACCUACAGACCAACAAUCAUCCUAUUCACCCUUCUCGGCUGCUUCUUCACAACUUUCUUCUAUACCCGAAUCAGAAGAGGAGUCAGAUCCAUACAUCUCAACAACCAACGCAUUAGGCUUAUUCAUCGAACAGAAAAUGUCAACCGAUUCACCUACACUAAAUUGGACACCAUUUUUUGAAGGAGGCGGAAUGAGUGCAUCCAAUAGCGGACAAGAUUUAUUCUGGUCAAAACAUACAGAUGAAGAUGGGAACCUGAGUGCUUUGGCUGCAUAUGAAGCAAGGGCAGACGCAAACAAUCACGGUAUAUCUUCUGCUUCAAGUAGUCAAUCAGGUUCGGAUAUCUUUCCUUCUUCUUCAAUUCAUCAUUUACCCGCUUGGAAUUCGAUGGGAAACUUUGAAGAUGAACAUAAAAAUAACGAGAAGGAUCAUCAAUUCACUCACGUUUCACCGGGUGAUGCAUAUUCUACAAGUGGUUUAUCGGAUAGAAAUGGUGAUGAUGGAUUCAAAAACGAUCUUUGGUUCAUUCCUUCUCCUGAGACUGGCUCGGCUCCAAGUGCUCAUCUAGCCUUACAACGUAAAAAGCGCAUGCAAUUCGAUACGUCAAACGAAGCCUCUUUGCAAAGUAUGAAAGAAGCGGUUGGAUCACCCGGUGCUUCUUUGCCUUCAAAGCUAAAAGCAUUCAAAAGUGUUCCAAAUUUGAAAAGAAGAAUUUCAUCGGGAUAUACUGCAAGAUUAGAAGAAUUGUUAUCCGAAAUGGGUUGGCCUAAACAAGGUGAAGAUGGAGAACCAGAAGAUAGCGGAAUUGGCGAUUCAACGGCACAAGAUAGUGAAAUCGGUAAUGAUACCGUGGUUGCAUCCCACUCCGCCGGAAACGAGAAUGCCUCUUUUGCAGGCGAUCACUCCUACUCUAUCUCAGGCAAUGCAAGUAGUUCUACUUCCAGCGGUGGCGGUGGCGGUGGUGGUGGUGGUGGCAUGUCUCUACAAACUACAAACAGUGCUCUUUAUCAACGUAGAGCUGUUUCAAGGGAUGGUACGAUGCCCGUUCCUGCACCCGUCGAAGUUCCAAAAAGACCGGAAGAUCUAGUGGACAAUAAUGCAACCGAAACAAACGAUGAUCAAUUUAACCUUGAUUCGUUCAAUUCCGGUCUUGCACAUUCAUCUUCUUCCCUUUCUCUUGGAAAUUCAAACGACAGUCAAUUCUCAUCUUCGAAUAUGCUCAACAAUUUGAACGCGGUUUCACAAUCUUCUAUGAAUCAAAGAAGAGCAGCAGCUUUGAUCGCUCAACAGCAGAGGCUACAACAAUUGGCAGAUCAAGUAAAUGCCACGGGAUCAACGAGCAAUAUUGCAAAUUCAGAAUCGAAUGCUGGAUCAUCAAGUGAAGGAGUGAAUAACAACAUGCAGCUUUAUCAAUCUUCCUCUGUCAAUAAUUUGAACGUCAGCCCUGCUACCGGAAGACCAAACACUGCAAGUUCAGGAAGCAAUAUGACCGAGCUACACACACCAAUUACACCUUUUGUUGGCAUGUCAUUAAGCAGUGCACCUGCAUCGGGUAGUGGUGUCAAUAAUCAAGAUGCAUUGCCCCAAAUUCCAUGGACAGGAAAUGCAGCUCAAGCGUUUUCGUUCACUCCACAAAUGGCAUCCGGACUAUCGGGAAAGAACGCUGUUGGAAUGAACGAUUUCACGAUGAUGCAAUUCGGUAAGAUGCAAGCGGGAUCAAACAACGAUCUAGGAAGUAGCAAAGAGGCACAAGCCGAUUAUUUGGCAAACUUGCAAAACUCUUUGGGUUUGUACAAUUUGCCAAACAACAAUAAUGCUACUUCUACAACCACCGCUAUCAACCCUGCUGCCGUUUUGGAUCCUUCAUCAUUCUCGUCUUUUCCUCCAAUGCCAAACUCUGCAAUUGGCCUAAUGCCUUCCUCUAUUUCGAAGUCCGAUUUCAUCACUUCUUAUCCACAACUCACCUCAAAUCAACAUCAUCAAAAGCUCAUUUUCCCACCUCAACAACAGAAAGUUAUGCCGGUAGGACAAAGUGCAUUCGCAGGACAAAGGCCAAGAGCAGGUACUGCAAUGGCAGCCUUGGGAGAUUCAGCUUCUCAUCCAUCUCCAAGACAUAUGCGUAGUACGCCGAAUUUGCACAUGAUGUCGCCUUCUUCUUCGAUGGAUGGCAACCAAUACGCUUCCAUGCAAAAUCCAAAUGGUUCAUCUUCCGUACACAACACGCCAAACAAGAGUGUAAGAAAGAUUGCAAGUAAUCGAAGGUUGAACAUGCUAAAUGCAACUCCUGAAACACCUUCGAUGCAAUUGUAUGGAACGAUCCCAAAUUCACCCAUGAGUCCAACCAAACGUGGAAGAAGUAACACGGGCAUGCUUUCCUCUUCUACUUCUUUUGGAGUUGGAAAUACGAAUUUCGAAUUUAUCAAUUACGGAAUUGAAGACGCAGACGAACUCUGUUCAGCCGUUGCACCGAGUGGAUCGUACAAGGUGCCAUUGAAAGGUUUCGGAGGCGAUGACGAUGAUGAUGAUGAUUACGGAGGCAGUAUGGGCGAUAAUGCAGCUGAAGCGGACGAAAGGAUACAAUUCGAUCAACCUUCUUCUCCACGUAAAUCGUCAAAUUCUAAAGCCAACAGAAACGGUCCAAGGUGGGAAGAUGCACCACCUUUGCCAAACAUGACGCCAAGUAUGAAUUCUUCAGCUUCGAUUUCUGAAAAGAUUGAAGAUUCCGUGCAGAAUCCAACUUCAGAAAAUGCUGAUAGACAGGUAAAAAGACGCAAGAGUGAUGCAAGUAUGAUGUUAGCAGGACGUAAAAAGAGUCCCUCCAUGAGCAAUUUGCGCAAACGUGAUUAAGACCUUGUCCCUGCCUUUCUUUUUUUAUGAUUUCUCUUUCCCCUCAUCUGUAUACACAGCGCUCGAGUUCAUCAUUUCAUUCAUUAAUAUACAUGCAGUUUCGUGAGAUAAAUUGAAAAAUCGUAUUUACACCCUCAAUUGAAAGCUAAAUGGAAGCCCGGUAAAUCUUCCUCUCCCGGCGUAUCAAUAUGACCAAUAGCAGCCACAUCAUCAUCUUCGUCAAAUCCUCCAACUUCCACUGCGAUUCGAGUUGCGAUUUCUUUACUUUUCUUUAUACUUUCUCUAUCUAUCACACGACGA
Molecule: messenger RNA, 3241 nt
Organism: Meira miltonrushii
Lineage: Eukaryota; Fungi; Basidiomycota; Exobasidiomycetes; Exobasidiales; Brachybasidiaceae
Exons: 1
Coding region: 56-2941 (961 amino acids)
Source: RefSeq, a predicted model, not a curated record